GAGUGUAGAAAUUUUUGCAAAAAAAAAAAACAAUUUUAAAUCUUCAAAAUGUCAUUAUACGAUGAUAUUAUAACACGAAAUGAUGAAUCGAACAGCAAAACAUCGAGCAUCAAAUUAUUACAAGAUCAUCUUCAAGUAAAAAGAACGACUGCAAAGAACAAUUACAAGCCAAGUCCAUCAUCAUUGUAUGGAGGUUACAACAGAAACAUAUCAUCCAAAAUGGACGAGGUUCUGCCCACUCCGGUCAUCAGUGUAACACAGUUGAAUAUGACGAAGCAAGGUGCUUCAAUACUUGGUGGUGAUUGGGACAUUAAUGAGGAAUACGAUCCACGAUGGCCAAAUGAUUAUGAGAAAUUAAUCAAAGAACGCAACGAACAACAAGAAAAGAAAGCAUCGAAAUCACAGGUGAUAGCCACUCGAAGUCUUGGAUUAGAUUAUGAUGAUGAUGAUGAUGAUGAAUAUGAAAACACGAACAACCAUCGAUCAUCAUCGGAUUCAAAAAGCAAAACAUCGGCAACGUUUGCACCGCCAGCAUCUUUAUUGGAAAAUGUUGAAAAAGUCGCCAGUUCAAAUUCGAAUAAAAUACCCAGAGGAUUUGAAGUUAGUUCAGUGGCUGCCAAAAUAAUGGCCAAAAUGGGCUACAAAGAAGGCCAAGGUCUUGGUAAAGAAGAACAAGGCAUCAAUAAAGCAUUACAGGUAGAGAAGACCAGUAAAACUCAAGGUAAAAUUAUCUACGAAAAUGAAAAGAAAAAUGAAGAUUUGCCUAUCACUGAAAUGUUGAAAAAUCCAUCUAAAGUGUUACUAUUACGUAAUAUGGUUGGUCCAGGUGAAGUGGAUGCCGAAUUAGAACCAGAAACAAAAGAAGAAUGUUCAAAAUAUGGUGAAGUGAUUAAAUGUCAGAUUUAUGAAAAACAAGAUUAUGAAAGUGAUGAAGAUGCUGUAAAAAUUUUUAUUGAAUUUGCACACGUUGAUUCAGCUAUCAAAGCAUUGGUCGAUCUGAAUGGCCGCUAUUUUGGUGGCCGUAUUGUUAAAGCAUCAUUCUAUGAACUAGACAAAUUUCGUAAAGGCAACAUACAAUAGUGAAUGAUAAUAGUGGAAAAAAAAUUGUACGAUAGACAAAUGUGUUAUCAUAAAAAUUUAAAAAAAAAUUAAUCAAUGAACACGACAAUUUUUGAUAAUUUGUAAACGUUUUUGUAAAUUACACAUAUACUGACGAAAAUGG
Dermatophagoides farinae (American house dust mite) is the source of this 1222-nucleotide messenger RNA. RefSeq names its product splicing factor 45 (gene Spf45). NCBI's taxonomy places the organism in Eukaryota, Metazoa, Arthropoda, Arachnida, Sarcoptiformes, Pyroglyphidae. Gene Ontology annotation, cellular component: precatalytic spliceosome. The record is from RefSeq and is a predicted model, not a curated record. Gene Ontology annotation, molecular function: RNA binding. Gene Ontology annotation, biological process: mRNA cis splicing, via spliceosome; alternative mRNA splicing, via spliceosome.